GGGAGGCGGGAGCCAGAAACCGAGAGCGCCAAGGGCAGGCGCGGGCUGGCUGCGGGGUCCUCGACAGCUCCGGCGACGCGGCUGGGGCGCAAGAGGUAUGCAGAGAGAAGCAUUGGAUCCUGAGUGGAGGGGCAACUGUUAGCACUGGACACUGCAAACCAAGCCUUUCUGAGUGGAGGUCCCUGCGAGAACACAGGCUCAUGUCUCCCCUUCCCCCCCCCCCACACCCAAAGCGCAUUCCCAUCACCUCCGACCUGCACACUUCCGGCAAGCAUAGCUAGAUCUCGGAGGAGGCCGCCCCAGACAUUCCUGCUGAUGCCUGUCUGAUCCUGCCUUCUGUGAAGCAUGGCCCCCACGGGAUUACGGGACAAAUCAUAGACCCUGAGCCACACCUGCUCGGAGAGGCGCACUUCACAGCCUCCCUUGGCUCCAGCUGCUGCCAAGCCUCGGGACUCCCAUCCCCGCAAUGCCUUCAGGAGCCAUGGCCACCACUGUAUGAGGUCCUUCCUGAGCAGGACUUGACCUUGCUACCCAGCAAGGCUCUGGAGUGACCUCCACUGCUUCCCAUGCCUGGCAACCAGGGCAGACUAGAGAAUGUCUGUGCCACGGAUCCAGGUGGAAGAAGUGGGUGAGAAAGACAGGCUGGCAGGAGCAGCCGCACCUCCCGAUGACCACCUACUCAGCCUGAAGGCCCUCACUGAGAAACUGAGGCUAGAGACCCGAAGACCCUCCUACCUGGAAUGGCAGGCCAGGCUAGAGGAGCAGACGUGGCCUUUCCCAAAGUCAGCUGCCCCACAAGAGGCAGGCUUGGAACAGGGAGCCUGUGGAGAUGGAGUGCCAUCAGUCCCUCUGAGGGAAUCCAGAGAGCUGCUCCCACUUCCCAGGAGCGCCAGCAGGGGCGACGGACCUCUGACCACAGGCAAGCUGGAAGGCUUCCGGAGUAUCGAUGAGGCCAUAACCUGGGUCAGAAAGGAACUGGCAGAGAUGCGGCUCCAGGACCAGCAGCUGGCCAGGCAGCUCAUGCGCCUCCGUGGAGACAUCAACAAGCUGAAGAUUGAGCAGACCUGCCGCCUGCACAGGAGAAUGCUCAACGAUGCUGCCUACGAGCUGGAGGAGCGUGAUGAGCUGUCCGACCUCUUCUGUGACUCCCCCCUGGCAUCCUCCUUCAGCCUUUCCACACCGCUCAAGCUCAUUGGUGUCACCAAAAUGAACAUCAACUCCAGAAGGUUCUCUCUCUGCUGA
This is a messenger RNA of Microtus oregoni (creeping vole), 1242 nucleotides long. It is a transcript of the gene Fam167a, whose product is annotated as family with sequence similarity 167 member A. Bases 595 to 1242 code for a protein of 215 amino acids. The record is from RefSeq and is a predicted model, not a curated record. The transcript is spliced from 4 exons. Lineage: Eukaryota; Metazoa; Chordata; Mammalia; Rodentia; Cricetidae.